UGAUUCUGUAAAAUCAUAAUAAUUCAGCACUAUAAGUAGUUUAUGAAGCUUCUGUAUGCAUUGAGUCCUCUUUCCUGUGGUGCAUUUAAGGCCCCUGCAUUUGCCCUUGUACUAUAUUGGUCACCUUGUUCUUCUUGGUGUCACAGCAGCACAAUGAUGCCAGAAGAGGUUCCACGCAUGUGCUUUUUGCAAGAAAAAUGCAAGAAACAUUUUGAACGUUACUAGUCCAAAAGUAUUCUGUUAAAUCAUGAUAAUUCAGCACUAUAAGUAGUUUAUGAAGCUUUUGUAUAUGCGGGUGUGCAUUGUAUCCUGUGGUGCAUUUAAGGCCCUGUAUUUGCCCUUGUACUAUAUUGGUCACCUUGUUCUUCUUCGUGUCACAGCAGCACAAUGAUGCCAAAAGAGCUUCCACGCAUGUGCUUUUGAAAUAAGAGCCCCUGACACAGAAAUUGACAUGAGCCAAACAUUCUUCUGAUAUUCACACUAAACAGAUGGUUGGAAUUGAACUUCAUCCGUCACCCCCCUCCACAUCCACCCACUCAAUACCAAAAUAUUUCCUCAUGGAGUAUUUUUGCUUUGCCGUUCUGGGAGCAAAAGGGUGGGGCUGGACAACAUAUUUUGCAUAUCACGUGACCUCGUAUUAACAAAUCAACAAUUACCUACCCUUUAUUUCUCCAGGAGUUUGCUAAAAGGGCUUUUGCAAGAAGAAGCGUUUGCGGGAAAAAAAAAAGCUCCAUGGAAAUGUGUGAGCGGAAUCCUUUAAAUCCCGGCUAUGUUGGUGUUGGUUCUCUGUUGAAUUUCACCACUCCUGAGUCGCUGUAUUUCUCCAACUUGCGGAGUAAUGGAGCCCACAUCCCCGGGCUGCACCACCAGAUCCCUUACAACCGGAGAGAGGUGUGCACGCUGCCACCGUGGACUUCAUCUAGUGUAUCGUGCACCACGCCUGGACCUGCAGCACCGCCACCACAGAGCCGCGCCUUCGGAGGCUACUGUCCGACGUUUCUGUCUAUAAAUACUCCUAAUAACUCCUCCAGCGGUGGCCACGUCAAGGCACAUCUGGAGGAGUCCGCGCGCUGCUUCCAGGUCACCAACCACAAGACAGAGGAGGCUGGCAGCAGGCGAGAUGAGGAGGGUUAUGCGGCCGCCAGUGACCGAGGAUACUCAGACCUAGAGAGCCGGUCUCAGCUCGAUCCGGAUCCACUAAAUGGGACUGACAGCAAACAGGAGCAGAAUCCCAUUCACCCAUCAUCCAGUCACACAUGCUCCAGGACGACUUUUGCAGAAGGUGCCCCGUGGUGCUCGUCACAAGUGAAAACCAGAAAGAAGAGGAAGCCUUACACGAAGCUGCAGCUGGCUGAACUUGAGAAUGAAUUCAUGAUGAAUGAAUUCAUCAACAGACAGAAACGGAAGGAGUUGUCAGAGAGACUGGACCUGAGCGACCAACAGGUGAAGAUCUGGUUUCAGAACCGGAGGAUGAAGAAGAAACGUCUGAUGAUGAGGGAGCAUGCUUUCUCUGCUUACUGAUGAUGACCUUUUGGACUUGAUCGUGACCAGCAAAGCGCACAAGAAUCCGUGUUGUACUAUGAAUGUUGCAGCACAUCACACAUGUGUGUGUGUGUGCGCACACCUCUCGGUUUGUGGCAUGGACUUGUAUUUAUAGAUGUGUAUAAAAUGUUUUUAUUCCUGCCACAUAAUAUAGGCUAUCCACUCUCAAGUUCAAUGAUAUUAAUAGUGAUGAAAAUGCAUUGCAGAUUAAGCUAUAAUGGAUUAAUUGGUCAUUUUUUGAUAUUGAGAUUCUCCAAAUGCGCAGUAGGCCCUGCUGUCCUCCUGGUUAUGGCCUGCAUGUGCGGAUAAUAAUAAACAUUUUAAACCUAAUUACUUCCCAUCCAGCUCAAAAAAAGUCUAUCAAAACUACGCCUAUUAUAUAGUUUAAACAGGAAUAUGGUUCUUUGUGUGUUUUUGUAUGGUGUUCCUGCGCAUGUGGUGCAGUAGUGGGCCUUUAUGUGGAAGCAAACAGUCAAGUUCAUGUUUACGGACGGAUAAAACAUUAACGAGUCAGUAUUGCGAAAUGUAUUAUGAUUGCAUGUCUAUUUCCUAAUUGCUGUUAUUCAAUUAAAUGCCUGUUUUCCCCUCCAAUGUAUUUGAAAUCUGAUUAAAUGAGCAAAAGUAACGUUGUUUUUGUUCUAUAUGGCCGCAUUAACACAUUCAAAGUCCGUCUGCGGACGAAAAUAAUUAAGCCAGAAGGUGUUUUUACUUCAAAUGCCUGAAAAAAAAACCUGUUUGUAGAUCCGAAACAUUCUGAUGGUGUUGGUUUGAACUAUAUUUUAACUGUAUUUAAAUAAGAGUGUGAUUUUUGUGGUUUGUGUUGCUAUCCAAACGUAAGUGCGCAAUUACAGAUCAGAUGCAUCUCUUUUAAAUACAGAUCUUUAUUAAAUACAUAAUGAAUGAAAUAUAGUUUCAAAUGGACCUAAUUUAUGAAUCAUGUUUAUGCAUUUAAGCAUGUUAUUUGUAAGAAAUACGCAUUAUAGGCUGCAGACCAGCCAUCUUUUUACGCACGGACACAGGUUUUUGUAAAAUGAACGCUACCUGCAGAUGAAUACAUUUGUAAAUAAAGAUCCUUUUUUUAAAUUA
This is a messenger RNA of Sebastes umbrosus (honeycomb rockfish), 2628 nucleotides long. It is a transcript of the gene hoxd12a, whose product is annotated as homeobox D12a. Lineage: Eukaryota; Metazoa; Chordata; Actinopteri; Perciformes; Sebastidae. The record is from RefSeq and is a predicted model, not a curated record. Gene Ontology annotation, biological process: regulation of DNA-templated transcription. Gene Ontology annotation, molecular function: sequence-specific double-stranded DNA binding; DNA-binding transcription factor activity, RNA polymerase II-specific. The transcript is spliced from 2 exons. The coding region runs from base 733 to 1521 and encodes 262 amino acids.